Choloepus didactylus (southern two-toed sloth) is the source of this 3079-nucleotide messenger RNA. RefSeq names its product rhomboid 5 homolog 1 (gene RHBDF1). Gene Ontology annotation, cellular component: endoplasmic reticulum membrane. Gene Ontology annotation, biological process: regulation of epidermal growth factor receptor signaling pathway; regulation of protein secretion. Gene Ontology annotation, molecular function: serine-type endopeptidase activity. Lineage: Eukaryota; Metazoa; Chordata; Mammalia; Pilosa; Megalonychidae. The record is from RefSeq and is a predicted model, not a curated record. The transcript is spliced from 17 exons. The coding region runs from base 178 to 2814 and encodes 878 amino acids.
CCCUCGGCGCGCACGCCCCUCGCUCCAUGGCACUCCCGGGCGGGCGGGCGGACGGGAUCGCGGGCGGGGCUCGGCGCGGGCGCCUCCCGGCCGGCGGCGGCGGCCCCCCAGGACGCCCCAGGACCCCCUCCCGAGGCGCCGGGCAGCGGCCUGCAGCCCUGAGCUGCACCUGGAACCAUGAGUGAGGUCCGCAGAGACAGUGCCAGCAGCCUGCAGCGCAAGAAGCCACCCUGGCUGAAGCUGGACAUCCCGGCUGUGGCUCCCCCAGCGGUCGAGGAACCCAGCUUCCUGCCGCCACUGAGGCGCCAGGUUUUCCUGCGGAGUGUGAGCAUGCCGGCCGAGACCGCCCGUGUCCCCUCGCCCCACCACGAGUACCGGCGGGCUGUGCUGCAGCGCCAGAUGUCCAUCACGCAGACUAUUCGCAGGGGCACCGCUGACUGGUUUGGAGUGAGCAAGGACAGUGACAGCACCCAGAAAUGGCAGCGCAAGAGCCUCCGGCACUGUAGCCAACGCUACGGGAGGCUGAAGCCCCAGGUCAUGCGGGAGCUGGACCUGCCAAGCCAGGACAACAUGUCGCUGACCAGCGCCGAGACCCCACCCCCGCUCUACGUGGGGCCCUGCCAGCUGGGCAUGCAGAAGAUCGUCGACCCGCUGGCCCGCGGUCGGGCCUUCCGUGUGGCGGAUGACCCCGCCGACGGCCUGAGCGCCCCGCACACGCCCGUCACGCCGGGCGCCGCCUCCCUCUGCUCCUUCUCCAGCUCCCGCUCGGGCUUCCACCGGCUCCCGCGGAGGCGCAAGCGCGAAUCGGUGGCCAAGAUGAGCUUCCGGGCGGCCGCGGCGCUGGUGAAGGGCCGCUCGGUUAGGGACGGGACGUUGCGCCGGGCGCAGCGCCGAAGCUUCACUCCUGCCAGCUUCCUGGAGGAGGACACCGCGGACUUCCCCGACGAGCUGGACACGUCCUUCUUCGCGCGGGAAGGUGUCCUCCACGAGGAGCUGUCCACAUACCCUGACGAGGUGUUUGAGUCCCCGUCGGAGGCGGCGCUCAAGGACUGGGAGAAGGCCCCGGAGCAGGCGGAACUCACGGGCGGGGCCCUGGACCGCAGCGAGCUGGAGCGGAGCCACCUGAUGCUGCCCCUGGAGCGCGGCUGGCGGAAGCAGAAGGAGGGCUCGGCGGCGGCCCCGCAGCCCAAGGUGCGGCUGCGGCAGGAGGUGGUGAGCGCGGCGGGGCCGCGGCGGGGCCAGCGCAUCGCGGUGCCGGUGCGCAAGCUCUUCGCCCGGGAGAAGCGGCCGUACGGGCUGGGCAUGGUGGGGCGGCUCACCAACCGCACCUACCGAAAGCGCAUCGACAGUUACGUCAAGCGCCAGAUCGAGGACAUGGACGAUCACAGGUGCGCGCGGGCUCCAGGUGCGGGCCGGGGUGGGGUUGGGGCCCCCGCUGACGCUCCGCCCCGCAGGCCCUUCUUCACCUACUGGCUCACCUUCGUGCACUCGCUCGUCACCAUCCUGGCCGUGUGCAUCUACGGCAUCGCGCCCGUGGGCUUCUCGCAGCACGAGACGGUGGACUCGGUGCUGCGGAACCGCGGUGUCUACGAGAACGUCAAGUACGUGCAGCAGGAGAACUUCUGGAUCGGGCCCAGCUCGGAGGCGCUCAUCCACCUGGGCGCCAAGUUCUCGCCCUGCAUGCGCCAGGACCCGCAGGUGCACAGCUUCAUCCGCGCGGCGCGGGAGCGCGAGAAGCACUCGGCCUGCUGCGUGCGCAACGACCGCUCGGGCUGCGUGCAGACCUCGGAGGAGGAGUGCUCGUCCACGCUGGCCGUGUGGGUGAAGUGGCCUGUGCACCCCAGCGCCCCAGACCUUGCUGGCCACAAGAGACAGUUUGGCUCCGUCUGCCACCAGGACCCCAGGGUGUGUGAUGAGCCUUCCUCUGAGGAUCCCCAUGAGUGGCCCGAUGACAUCACCAAGUGGCCGAUCUGUACCAAAAGCAGCGCGGGGAACCACACCAACCACCCCCACAUGGACUGCGCCAUCACCGGCCGGCCCUGCUGCAUCGGCUCCAAGGGCAGGUGCGAGAUCACCUCCCGGGAGUACUGUGACUUCAUGAGGGGCUACUUCCACGAGGAGGCCACGCUGUGCUCUCAGGUCCACUGCAUGGACGACGUGUGUGGGCUCCUGCCCUUCCUCAACCCCGAGGUGCCAGACCAGUUCUACCGCCUGUGGCUCUCCCUCUUCCUGCACGCUGGGGUCCUGCACUGCCUGGUGUCCAUCUGCUUCCAGAUGACCAUCUUGCGGGACCUGGAGAAGCUGGCAGGCUGGCAUCGCAUCUCCAUUAUCUACCUGCUGAGCGGCAUCACUGGCAACCUAGCCAGUGCCAUCUUUCUGCCAUACCGGGCUGAGGUGGGCCCGGCCGGCUCGCAGUUCGGCAUCCUGGCCUGCCUCUUCGUGGAGCUCUUCCAGAGCUGGCAGAUCCUGGCACGGCCCUGGCGCGCCUUCUUCAAGCUGCUGGCCGUGGUGCUCUCCCUCUUCACCUUUGGGCUGUUGCCUUGGAUCGACAACUUUGCCCACAUCUCAGGCUUCAUCAGUGGCCUCUUCCUCUCCUUCGCCUUCCUGCCCUACAUCAGCUUCGGCAAGUUCGACCUGUACCGUAAGCGCUGCCAGAUCAUCGUGUUCCAGGCCAUCUUCCUGGGCCUCCUCGCUGGCCUGGUGGUCCUUUUCUACGUCUACCCCGUCCGUUGCGAGUGGUGCGAGUUCCUCACCUGUAUCCCCUUCACUGACAAGUUCUGCGAAAAGUACGAGCUGGACGCUCAGCUCCACUGAGCCAGGCUGCAGGGUGGCCCGGUGCUCAGGCCAGGGCCAGGCAAAACCCACCCAGCCUGGCAGCCUGUGGACUUUACCUGCUCUGAGCAGGACGGGGUGUCCUCCAAACACAACCUCUGUGCCUUGUUUAUAUCUGUUGAACCCCUCAUGCUGCUGGGGUUUAUAACUAGUUCUUGCAACUACCUUUUAACUAGUCUCCUGACAACCACCUCAUGUGGCCAAUAAAUGGACUGGGAGCGUUUUAGCUGCCAUUAAUGUACCACAA